GAAUUUAAACUGGGAAAUGUUUUCCUCCGCGAUUUUUACGAAAUUUAUAAAUUUACGAAUCAUUUCGUAUUUGAUUCCGUAUUAUUAUUUCUAGUACGUACAUCCAUUGCUUGCAAUUUAUUUCAUCAUCGUACUACAUUCACCAUGGAAAUAGCGUUAUUAUGGGAUUGCUGCAAUUUAUUGAAUUGUCAAUGUGUAUUAAUUUGAAAAAUAUUUCUUGAUACGUUAUUUCAAUCUAUCAAACACAGUAUUUAUAAUAAAUUUAAUUAUUGGUUUAAAGUUAUUAAAUAAAUAAAAAUGGAUUCAGAUAGUAGUGAUAUGGAAGUAGACGACGAAUAUCGCCAAACAAAAUUAUGUCCAGCAGUUUUAGGUUUGCAGCCUGUAAAUAAAAGAAAUAAUCCUAAAAUUAUAGAAUCGACAAAUUCGGGAAAAGAUAAAUUAAACAGAAGAGGUAUGCCUGUUCGUAUAAGGAAAAAAAAUAAAUUAUUUUUUGAUGAAGAAGUAUUCAACACAUCUAAAAAUCCAUCUGUGAAACAAGAACGCAUGAUGUAUGUGAAUUCUCCUAAAAAACAAACACCAAAAAAAAUUGUUGAACCUAAAUUAGAACCAAAAACACCAAAAACGCCUAAACAAGAAAAAAUUGUUAAUCAAAAAUUACCAACUCCAAAAGUUGCUGCUGUCAAAACAACACCUACAAUCAAACUUAAGACUCCCAAUGUAAAAACACCUGUUAAAAGUGCUUCUAAAAAAUCUACCGAAAAUGGUGUAACUAAACCAAAAAUUGUAAAACUCGAAACUCCUAAAAACAUAGUGUCAACAUCCAAACCAAAAUCUGACUCUUUGGAACGUAAACGUUGUCAAAAUGUUGGAUUAAGACUGAGGAAAAUUUUUCAAUUACCAAAAGCAAAGAAUUGGAUAUAUUACGAGUGGUUUUAUAGCAAUAUAGAUAAACCUCUUUUAUAUGAAUCUGAUUUUAUGAUGUGUGUACAAGACUUCUUUCCCUCUUUUAAAAUUAAAACUAUGACUAGGACUGAAUGGUGUAUGUUACGGAGAAUGAUGGGUAAACCUCGUAGAUGUUCUCAGAAUUUCUUUGACGAAGAAAUUCGAGAAUUGGAUAGAAGAAGAAGAAAAAUAAGAUUAUUACAACAAAGGAAAGCUAGAGAUGAAUUGUUAUUUAAAGAUAUACCAGAUGAAAUACCUUUACAACUUAGCGUUGGUACAAAAGUAACAGCAAUGUUAAGAAGUAACACUGAAGAUGGUCUGUUUAAUGGAACUAUUGAAGCUUUAGAUGUUUCAAACAAUACUUAUAGAAUACAUUUUGAUAAGCCUGGCUUAGGUACACACUCUGUCCUUGAUUAUGAAGUAUGCUCCAAUCAACCUCCAGAAACUAUUUCAAAAAAUGUAUUAUUACAAAUGUGUCGUCCACGUGUACCCUACCAUAACCGUUCAAUAUCACCUGAAACUAAAGUAGACGUACAUAAAACUGAUCAGAAUACAACUGCACAAUAUUCAAUGAAACUUUUAGAAUCUACUGUAAAAUUUAGAAAAAUUUUAACCGCAAAAAAGCAAUAUGUACAAACAUUACGUAACAUGAAUUCUGAAGCCGAAAAAAUGGUUCUGUACAAUGAAGAUAUAACACCAGAAUUUCAGAGUCGAUAUGCUAAAAUUGUUUUGGACUUGGAUAAUUUAAAUCUUCAUUUAACAUCAGUAAUGUGUGUUCUUAGCGAAGAAAUUAAAAUAUUAGCACCUGAAGAAGCUGAAACGUGGCCAUUGAUAACAGAUUAUUUGCAAAAUCAGUCAUUUGAUGAAGCUGAACAAAUGAUUGAGCAUAACAAAGAAGUAACUGAUUCCCGUUUUAUGAUUGAUGACCAGCCGAUGUUAGCUUUAAUUAAAGAUUUAUUAGCUUUAAUGCUUCAGGUGAAGACAUUAACUGAAAAUGAACCUACUGCAUAUGAAUUGGAUGCUUUAAAAAGAACCAUGGUUGAAAUAAAACUUAAACUUAGUCAAUCUAAUCAAAAAUCUUUUGAAAAUUGUGUAGAAAUUCAUAUGCAGCAAAUUCAAUCUAGUUUAGAUACUUUUCAUACUUUAUCCUCUUCUAAUAGAAAAUAACAUCAAGUGAUUGAAACAUUUAUUAAAUUAUAUUUAACAGAUAUAUUUUUAAAGAUGUAAAAAUAUUGUUAUGUAUACAAAGGAGAUUGAUUAUUAAUAGAAGUAACAAAAAUUUAAAAAGAUUAUUGAUUAAUGCCAUCAUAACUGAUGUUUUAAGUACCUACCUAUAUUUUAAUGAAUUUAUCCUUACUUAAACAAUAAUUUAAAAUUACUUGUAAAUAAAUAAAAUAAUGAAUAUAUAAUAUCAAUGGGU
Messenger RNA from Rhopalosiphum padi (bird cherry-oat aphid), 2362 nucleotides. RefSeq names its product protein lin-9 homolog. Gene Ontology annotation, biological process: DNA-templated transcription; regulation of transcription by RNA polymerase II; regulation of cell cycle. The record is from RefSeq and is a predicted model, not a curated record. Gene Ontology annotation, cellular component: nucleoplasm; transcription repressor complex. Lineage: Eukaryota; Metazoa; Arthropoda; Insecta; Hemiptera; Aphididae. The transcript has 2 exons. The coding region runs from base 298 to 2109 and encodes 603 amino acids. Gene Ontology annotation, molecular function: DNA binding.